CGCAUCUCGGCACUUCCCGACCAACUCUGGGCGCCUUCCACACCCCUGCCCCGGGCUGGGGGCUCCGAGAGAGCCUCCAGGAAGCGUAACCAGCCCGGCCGAGUCUCCCCGCUGAGCCGUGCCCAGCCCUGCCCUGCGCCUCUCGGGCUUGGUCCGUGCGGCGGCGGCGGGGUCUCUGCUCCUGCGCCCCGGGCGCGCCUCCGGGACACCCCGGUGCCCGCAGCCAGGACAAAGCCAUGAAGCCGGCGCUGCUGGAAGUGAUGAGGAUGAACAGAAUUUGCCGGAUGGUGCUGGCCACUUGCUUGGGAUCCUUUAUCCUGGUCAUCUUCUAUUUCCAAAGUAUGUUGCACCCAGUUAUGCGGCGGAAUGCCUUCGGCAUGGACAUUUGCUGCCGGAAGGGCUCCCGCAGUCCCCUGCAGGAACUCUACAACCCGAGCCAGCUGGAGCUCUCCAACACUGCCGUGCUGCAUCAGAUGAGGCGGGACCAAGUGACAGACACGUGCCGGGCCAACCGCGCCCUGAGCCGCAAGCGGCGGGUGCUGACCCCCAACGACCUGAAGCACCUGGUGGUGGACGAGGACCAUGAGCUCAUCUACUGCUACGUGCCCAAGGUGGCGUGCACCAACUGGAAGCGGCUCAUGAUGGUGCUCACCGGGCGGGGCAAGUACAGCGACCCCAUGGAGAUCCCCGCCAGCGAGGCCCACGUGGCCGCCAACCUCAAGACGCUGAACCAGUACAGCAUCCCGGAGAUCAACCACCGCUUGAAAAGCUACCUGAAGUUCCUGUUUGUGCGGGAGCCCUUCGAGAGGCUGGUGUCCGCCUACCGCAACAAGUUCACGCAGAAGUACAACACCUCCUUCCACAAGCGGUACGGCACCAAGAUCAUCAAGCGCCAACGCAAGAACGCCACCCAGGAGGCCCUGCGCAAAGGCGACGACGUCAAGUUCGAGGAGUUCGUGGCCUAUCUCAUCGACCCGCACACCCAGCGGGAGGAGCCCUUCAACGAGCACUGGCAGACCGUCUACUCCCUCUGCCACCCCUGCCACAUCCACUACGACCUCGUGGGCAAGUACGAGACACUGGAAGAGGACUCCAACUACGUGCUGCAGCUGGCGGGCGUGGGCAGCUACCUCAAGUUCCCCACCUACGCCAAGUCUACGAGAACUACUGACGAGAUGACCACAGAGUUCUUCCAGAACAUCAGCUCAGAGCACCAAACGCAGCUCUACGAGGUCUACAAACUUGACUUUUUAAUGUUCAAUUACUCAGUGCCAAGCUACCUGAAGUUGGAGUGACCCGGGGGCGGGGAGAGGGGAGAGCAUCGGGGGUUUUUUUAAUUUAAGAUUUUUAUUUGUCAAAAGAAGUCUAUGGAUCCUGGGUUAUUUUGUAAAUUAAUAUUUCUCGGGGGGGUGAUGCUGCGAGCAGCACGGUGAGAAUUAUUUAAACUCGUUCGUAGGGAGGACAGUGGUCUCCGCAGGGGGAGCAGGACAGCGCCUCCGUGUUUUAGACGUGAACACUGCAACGUUGUCGCAAAGGUUGCCUUGUGUUCUGGUGAAUUCCGUGAAUUGUGCAUUCCCUAAGUUCUAAUUAAUAUUAUUUAUAGUUAUUUAAACAUGGUCUCCGUAUAGAUUUCUUUGUGUGGCAGCAGACUCCUAACAUCUUCCCAGAAGAGUUCCAUCGCAAGCUUUGCUCGCUACAGCACAGUGGAGGGCAGGAACGUCUCACUAACCGCUCUUGGGAGUCACGUGACAGCAGCCACUGUGCCGUGCACAGGUGCCACCGUGCUGGAAGUGCUUCCUGUGCCAGGGACUCAGUCCAAACCAACUUCAGUUGGCCCUAAAGCCCCUUGCACUAAAAACAACACAACACCCACAACCAAGGAGAGGAGAGUAUAGCAAUUUUUUUUUCACCAGAAUUAGCAAUCUUAUAGGAUAGGUUUUUUUGUUUUUUUAAACAAACUUUUAACUGGCAGGGCCAGUUGUGGUGAAGGUGAAGUGGCUGUUGCUUUAUAAUUGACAGAUAUUUAUUGAGUGUCUAGUAUAGUCCAGGCCGUGCAGAUAGAGCAUAGCGCACACCCAGCAGUCUUGGCCCUCAAGAAGCUUUCUGUGGACACAGAACUUUCAGCUCAGUAAUGAGCAAACCCCUGGGAUUCAUGCACUUCCCGUGAGGUUUGGACUACUCAUGCGCAACCCCAGCAGGUCCAGGACCCUUGCAAUUUUUUUUUUUUUUUUUUUUGAUGGCCCCAAUCUGAAACCCACAUACUUGGGUCGGGCACUGAACACGGUGAGUGAUCCAAACUCAUUGCCCAACCCAAGAGAGGGCAACAAUCAUUCCUAUCACACGCCUGCUCCGGUUUAGUGGGAGUGGCUGCCUUUAAGCUCCACAACAGAGUCUUCAGGCACAGCUGCCAGAGUGCUGGGAUUGAUUAGUUCUGUCUGCCCUGGCUGAGGGAAGGAAAAUGCUGAUCAAGUGCCUCAUCUCUGAUCCCAUACCCACAUCCACGUAGCCCAUGUGGAAGGCUUGUCUGCUGCUUGCGUGGGAAUAAGUGAAAUGCAUACACUUGGGGAUUUGCAAUGGUCCAGGGUUUCCAUCCCUCACGGAGGUCCGAGGGGGAUUAUUUGUACACCUCGCACGUCCUCUGGAGGCCGAGAGACCAUUGGCUCCUUGGUGACCGCCAGGCGCGAGCAGCAGGGACAGUCUUCCUCGAUCCUAACCUACACCCGCUUGCCUCUGGGAGACUGGGAACGCCCAGUGCCUGCUCCUUGCUGAUGACCCUCUUCACACGCUUCUCGCGUCUAGCCAUCUCUGAUGCUUCUCGGGUGAACUUUGAGCCAUGUCCCUCUUACAGCUGGUCAAAGAGUUGGUAGCAGAUCCUGUAUAUAAUAAUAAUAAGAUAAUAAUAAUAAUAGCUGUAAU
Molecule: messenger RNA, 2916 nt
Organism: Lepus europaeus (European hare)
Lineage: Eukaryota; Metazoa; Chordata; Mammalia; Lagomorpha; Leporidae
Gene: CHST11
Product: carbohydrate sulfotransferase 11
Exons: 3
Coding region: 237-1295 (352 amino acids)
Biological process (GO): proteoglycan biosynthetic process; carbohydrate biosynthetic process
Cellular component (GO): membrane
Molecular function (GO): sulfotransferase activity
Source: RefSeq, a predicted model, not a curated record